GUUUAAACCUCAUAAUACUUUUUGUUCAGCGAACAGACAAGAAGCGGAAAAAUUAUAGCAAACAUGGCAGACGCAACUGAUGUCCCAUCUAAGAAGACCCCUAAAAAGAAGACUGCAUCCAAGCCGAAGAAACCCGCGGACCAUCCCAAGUAUUUGGACAUGGUUGUAACAGCGAUCAAGGCACUGAAGGAAAGAAAAGGAUCAUCCAGACAGGCCAUUGUCAAGUAUGUACAAAGUAACAACAAGGUCGGUGAGGAUACGGCUAAAGUCAAUACGAGGGUGAAAGUAGCACUAAGAAACGGAGUGAAAAGUGGCGCUUUGAAACAGACUAAAGGUGUUGGAGCCCAAGGUCGAUUUAGUCUUGGAGAGAAAAAAGCCGGAGUCAAGAAACCCAAGGCAGCUAAGAAACCAAAAUCUCCCGCCAAGAAACCCAAAGUAAAGAAACCUAAGGCAGCGAAGAAACCCGCGGGGGAAAAGAAGGCAAAGAAGCCGAAGAAAGCCUCGCCAAAGAAAGUUAAGGCCGCGAAACCAAAGGCUGCCAAACCCAAGUCACCCAAAAAAUCACCGAAGAAGGCGAAGGCAGCGAAACCUAAGAAGGCCAAGACUCCAAAGAAAACCGGAGCCAAGAAAGCCGCAAAGAAGUGAGAGACUGUUCAGUCAUCGUUGUCUGAGCACAUCGCAGUGAAAUCAAAAGCCCUUUUAAGGGCUAACAAUUCCUUCGAAAAGAUGCUUUCAAUACUAGUUAUGAUAAGAGAAACGUGUGUUGUGGUAGAACAACCAGCAUCGCAAACCAAGGGGUGUAAUUCACUCUUGCUUCUGUAAGCAGUGGGAGGUGGAUUCUACCCCGUGGCUGCGACAAUGCUGUCUUGUUACGGUAAUGUUUUUAAGGUAUUGACAGAGUUUUUUCAUGGUUUUAGGGGGUGGGGGACAUUGACAUAGAGCAGAUUGGAGGGAGUGGGGGUAUGUUGGCGAAAACUAUUAUGAUAAUUUUUAAAGAUAUGUGUGAUAUUUAUAUAAAUAUAAUAUAUAUAUAAAUAUUAGGGUAAUAUAUAUGUAUUUUUUUAUUUCAAAUGUAACUGAUUUUAUUAACUCGUUAUGCAGGCCUAAUACAUAUUGAUAAUGCGGUACAUGUACAAGCUCAGUAUAUUAAAUAUUAUCUUAUUGUCUGAAAAGGUCAGCACUUACUGCAUUCUACGGACAGAUUGCAACUAAAGUAAAAUUUUCCCCAA
Molecule: messenger RNA, 1229 nt
Organism: Saccostrea cuccullata (small rock oyster)
Lineage: Eukaryota; Metazoa; Mollusca; Bivalvia; Ostreida; Ostreidae
Product: histone H1-delta-like
Exons: 1
Coding region: 64-645 (193 amino acids)
Biological process (GO): nucleosome assembly; negative regulation of DNA recombination; chromosome condensation
Cellular component (GO): nucleus; nucleosome
Molecular function (GO): nucleosomal DNA binding; structural constituent of chromatin; double-stranded DNA binding
Source: RefSeq, a predicted model, not a curated record